This is a messenger RNA of Syzygium oleosum, 927 nucleotides long. Its product is annotated as REF/SRPP-like protein At3g05500. The transcript is spliced from 2 exons. The annotation marks the transcript as partial. The record is from RefSeq and is a predicted model, not a curated record. NCBI's taxonomy places the organism in Eukaryota, Viridiplantae, Streptophyta, Magnoliopsida, Myrtales, Myrtaceae.
AAUCGACAUUGUGCAAUUUUUCCACAGUCCAAGGAAGAGGAGCAGAGGCUGAAAUACCUGGAGUUUGUGCAAGUAGCUGCGGUUCACGCUGCACUGUGCUUCUUGAACGUCUAUGCUUAUGCCAAGGAGCGGUCGGGUCCUUUGAAGCCUGGAGUGGAGACCGUGGAGGGAACGGUCAAGACUGUGGUCGGACCCGUUUACGAUAAGUUCCAUGAUGUCCCGAUCGAGGUCCUCAAAUUUGUUGACCGCGAGAUUGUUGAGUCGAUGAUCAAGAUCGACAGCCGUGUACCACCCGUUGUCAAACAAGUUUCUGCCCAGGCCGUGUCAGUGGCUCAGCAGGCUCCUGUGGCAGCUCAAGCCAUGGCUCAUGAGGUCAAGCGGGCUGGCGUGGUCGACACUGCCUCUGGAAUUGCAAAGUCUGUGUACACCAAGUGUGAACCAACUGCUAAGGAUCUGUACUCUAAGUACGAGCCGAAGAUGGAGAAAUGCGCCGUGUCCGCUUGGCGCAAGCUGAAUCAGCUUCCUCUCUUCCCUCACAUGGCUCAAGUCGUUGUGCCAACCGCAUCCUACUGUACCGAGAAGUACAAUGAGACAGUGCGCAACACUGCAGAGAAAGGGUACAAGGUUUCCAAUUAUCUCCCCAUUGUCCCUACUGAGAGGAUCGCGAAGGUGUUCAUGGGAGGCGCUCCGGAAAUGGAGCCGCUGCUCCCUGCUGGAGGUGAAGCCGACGUUGCUGCGCAUUGAUUUCAGUACAAGUAUUGUUGAUCUUAUAUUCGGUGAUAUGUUCGAUUGAAAUGUUAAUGGUGUCUGUGGACCUCUGGUUAGUAAUAUUGUGGCCGAUGUUUUGUAAGGGUCUCAUCUGAAUGUUGCGUUCUCCAUGCGAAUUCGAGUUGUUUGUUUUUUUGAGCUACGGGUUUGUUCGAUGUA